AGUUCGCUGACAUUAUUAGGAAUCCAAAAUAGCGUUUUUGAAGGAGAGUUAGGUGAUGUAGUCCCGGUAGUGCAUACUUCAAUAGCCGGUACUAGAAUUGUCGGCCGUUUAACUGUUGGCAACAAAAAAGGUCUUCUUGUUCCAAACACAACAACUGAUCAAGAGCUUCAGCACUUGCGUAACUCUCUCCCAGAUUCCAUCAAAAUCCAGCGUAUUGAAGAAAGGUUAUCUGCCCUGGGGAAUGUCAUUGCAUGUAAUGACUACGUUGCCCUCAUUCAUCCUGAUGUUGACAGAGAAACUCAAGAGAUCAUUCAGGACGUGUUAGAAGUUGAGGUUCAUCCACGUACCAGUAUUCAAGAUCAAGAUGAAUUAUCGUCUCUACUGCAGGUCCCACUUGUGGCGGGGACAGUAAAUCGUGGUUCGGAUGUGAUUGGAGCGGGUCUCGUGGUAAAUGAUUGGUGUGCGUUUGCCGGAUUAGACAGUACGGCAACAGAGUUAUCGGUGGUUGAAAAUAUAUUUAAAUUGCACGGCGCACAACCAACGGCCAUUGUCACCGAAUUGAGGGAUUCCUUGGUGGAUACCUAUGCAACAAUUUGGAAAACCAUGGCGGCCCCCAAGACUCCCAACAUAUCAGAUUUUGAAUUUGUAGAUCCUACACCUAUGCCUGACAAUAUUCCAAAGGUCGAAGAGGUUGGGUGCACUUCGGCUCCUUUGCAUUCUGCUGCAUACUUCAUUGGUGCAUACUGUAAAGAGUAUAAUGAGGAUUUUAUGCUUUGUAAAAAUGAGAAUAAUGAUCCAGCACAUUGUUUGAAGGAAGGGCGAAAGGUUACAAGAUGUGCAAUUGAUUUGUAA
Acaulospora colombiana is the source of this 852-nucleotide messenger RNA. The record is from the annotation of a GenBank genome assembly. Lineage: Eukaryota; Fungi; Glomeromycota; Glomeromycetes; Diversisporales; Acaulosporaceae.